AUGUGGCAGAGCUCGAUCUUGAUGAUCGAGAAGGGUUGGAAUGUGGCAGAGCUCGAUCUUAAUGAACUUUUCGGAGAUGGCACAGUCAGCCCAAGCCAAAAUGAAAGAUGGUUGAAGAGGUUCAGAAUGGGCAAAACAAAUCUUGAGGACGAGGAAGGAACAGGACGGCCGGAUUUCGGCGACCGUGCCCUUCUAGCAUCGGUGGAACAAGAAAAGAACAACGCGAAUAAUAGCUGA
Molecule: messenger RNA, 237 nt
Organism: Haemonchus placei
Lineage: Eukaryota; Metazoa; Nematoda; Chromadorea; Rhabditida; Trichostrongylidae
Source: the annotation of a GenBank genome assembly